Molecule: messenger RNA, 966 nt
Organism: Hordeum vulgare subsp. vulgare (domesticated barley)
Lineage: Eukaryota; Viridiplantae; Streptophyta; Magnoliopsida; Poales; Poaceae
Product: leucine-rich repeat protein 1-like
Exons: 6
Coding region: 107-748 (213 amino acids)
Molecular function (GO): protein binding
Source: RefSeq, a predicted model, not a curated record
ACGGUAUGACGACCAUCCAAAGCACAGCUCGCAACUUCACAAGUCACAACACCGUGCUAGCUCGUCCCGCUCCCCUCUGAUCACCGCACCACCCCAGCUAGCCCCCAUGGCGCCCACGGCGGCGGGAGCCCGAGUGCCCCUGGCGGUGACUGUCUUCGUGGCGGUCGUGUCCAGCAUGCUGCUGGCGCCCGCGGCGGCUGACCUGGACGGUGACCGUGACGCGCUCAUGGCCAUGCGGAGCGGCCUGCAGGACCCUGACGACGCACUGUAUACCUGGACCCCGGAGCUAAAUACCUGCGACUGGUCCUAUGUCACCUGCGACGGCCAGGCCAACCGCGUCACCGAGAUAAAAAUCGGCCAUAAGAACCUGUCCGGACCUCUACCGCCGGAGCUCGGCAAGAUGGACCAGCUAAAGAAACUGUGGAUCUCGUGGACCAACAUCCAAGGAACGAUCCCUGAAGAGCUGGGCGACUUGGAGAAUCUGAAGUCCCUGCACUUGCACAACAACACCCUCUCAGGGCAAAUACCUGCAUCGCUCGGGAAACUCAAGUCUCUGGAACAGCUGCACCUUCAACAGAACCGCUUGACCGGCCCGAUCCCAAGCGAGCUGGCCGGGCUGCCCGAUCAGAUGAGUGUGGAUCUCUCAAGCAACGAUCUCUGCGGCCCGAUUCCGACACACGGACCGUUCAACAACAUCCACCCCCCGAACGGCCUCGCCGACAACCCGCGGCUGGGCGGCAACUGCUAGACCGACGAACGGCGGCCCGCCGGAGUGAAGAAUAAACUGGCAGCAUUGCAGCCAGAGAAGCCGGCGGCGCAGUUGCAUUCGAGAGCGAGGUUAAUUUAGAUGCGUGCCAGUGCAGGCAUGUUAAUUUAUGUAUGCUGUGUGCAAGCCGAGAUCGACGGUCGUUGUGGGCUUGUAUCUGGCUGUUGCCAUACGUAAUAGAUGAUAUUAAGUUGCUGCUC